Corylus avellana is the source of this 4212-nucleotide messenger RNA. Lineage: Eukaryota; Viridiplantae; Streptophyta; Magnoliopsida; Fagales; Betulaceae. The record is from RefSeq and is a predicted model, not a curated record.
UAGAGAGAGAGAGGGAGAGAGAGCGACGAUGCAGAGAGGCGACGUCGUAUGGGCAAGGGUUGUGUUCCCUCACUCAUGGUGGCCCGGUGUGGUCCUCCGCAUCGACAGCCUCGGCGUCCUCGUAUCCUUCUUCGACCUCCAACCCAAUCGCUACUUCCUCAACUCCGAGCUCCGGCCCUUCGACCACACUUUCCGAUCUUCGAUGGUCCGCAACAACAAGGAUGAGCUGUUCGAUCGUGCGCUGGAGGUGUUCGGUCGGAGGACGCUUCGGAGCCUAACGUGUCCUUGCCAGAGGACGAACAGAAGUGGUCCGAGGGAUUUGAGGGGAACGACGUCGUUUCAGGCGGUUGGGGUGUUGGGGUUUGUGCUGAGGAUGGGUGUGUCGCCUUUGGUUGAGGAGACGGAGUUUGUUGAGGCGGUGAGAUCGGUCGCGCAGGUUCAGGCGUUUCGUGGGUAUGGGUCGGCCAAGCGGACAUUAAUGUACAAGGGACAGUGCCAAAGAAGAGGUAGUGAGAAAAAGAACUCAGUUUUUCAUGAAUCAGAUAUUUUAGAACUGGAAGAUGAAUCUCAGCUAUUCUUUGAGGAAGUGGAAAAUAAGCUGGCAGUUGGUGUGACAAACAGAACGAACUCUAAAAUUCCUGGUUUGAAAGAAUCUUUUAAUGAGCAUCAACUUUGCAGUAUGUCAGAGACUCGAAUUAAGCAAAAGAAGUCACAAUCAGUCGAUGAGAUGCUGGUAAACUUGCAUUAUCUUGCUCUAGAUCCAUUUUAUCUAGUUGGAAAACGCUUGAAUACUGUGGAGCAGAAUCUCUUGAAGUUUAGAAGUUUGUCAUUCCAAAACAUUACUGACAUUUGUUUGAAAAAAUGCUUGCAACCUAAAGGCAUUGAAGGCCAGCUUUCUCAUCCUGGGAGUAUCGAGUCUGAGCUAAGUAUGAAGGUUGACAGAAAACAAAGCUGUGGAGAAAGUUUUGGCCCCUCUGUAUCUUACCUGGCAGUUGGUGUGACAAACAGAACGAACUCUGAAAUUCCUGGUUUGAAAGAAUCUUUUAAUGAGCAUCAACUUUGCAGUAUUUCAGAGACUCGAAUUAAGCAAAAGAAGGCACAAUUAGUCGAUGAGAUGCUGGUAAACUUGCAUUGUCUUGCUCUAGAUCCAUUUUAUUUAGUUGGCUUGAAUACUGUGGAGCAGAAUCUCUUGAGGUUCAGAAGUUUGUCUUUCCAAAACAUUACUGACAUCUGUUUGAAAAAAUGCUCGCAACCCAUUGAAGGCCAGCUUUCUCAUCCUGGGAGUAUCGAGUCUGAGCUAAGUAUGAAGGUUGACAGAAAACAAAGCUGUGGAGAAAGUUUUGGCCCCUCUGUAUCUUACACAGACAAUCCUGUUAACUGUCUGGGGCUAAAAAGGAAGCUUGAUCAUCAACCUUAUGUUUCUUGUAGUUCUUUUAAGCUACACAAGACUAUCCCAACUACUGCAUAUCUGCAGAUAAAUAAAACUGGAUGCAAGGAAAACUCAUCCGAUUCUUAUAUUUCAGGGCCUGCUUUGUCUGAUCUUUCUCACCAUGGUCACAUUGUUGAAAUUGCCAAGCUUCAGGAGCCUGAAGAAAGAGUUGAUAUGCUAAAUGAUGCUAGGGCCUGCAUAUCUUGUGUCACGAGACAGGAAACUGGGAGAAGUGUAAGUAUUUGGGAAGAUGAUGAGGGUGUUGAAGUUGAUUGCAAUUUGAAUUUACAUCGACCUCUUGCAACUCAAUCAGCGUUUAAUCAUAUUAUUGGAACUCAUGCCAAUGUCAUUGAGGUUGAUUCUAGAUUGGCAGCCAAAAUAUGCUUAUCACAAUCUGACCCUACUGUUGAUAAAAUCAAGAUGCUGCCUAGUGAUGGCGUUGGUACUACCUCCGUUAGAUCCAACAAAGAACCCAGCAUUAGUGUCACUUCUAGAGACAGCUAUAAGGAGAAUAAGGAGCUCUAUCAACCUGUUACUUCAGAUUCAUCAUUUGAGUUGCGAAGGGGUCAGCAGUUGGAAGCACUUGCUGCUUGUACAACUUUGCAUAUGAAGUUUCCUAGAGAUUUGAAGCUGCCAUCAAAGCAGGAGUUGGUAAAAGAAUUGAGCCCAUUUAGCACAGUAGAUUCCUUGAAGACAAAAAUCUCUUCUUAUACUGGUGCUGCCCAGGUUGUUCUCUUACACCCAACUGAUGCAUUAGCGGCUUACCAAUUUGCUAAGGAAAACAGGGUUUUAUUUGGUGGGGCAAAUAUCCGGUUUUGGCUUGACCCACUUGAACACAAGAGAAGAGGAACCCAGUCUUUAGUUCCUUCACCUUCGUUGACAGGGAAAGCAGUAGAUCCGAAAUCGUGCCAACCUGUUAGUUCUGAUACAUCAUUCAAGUCGCAAAGGGGUAAGCAAUUGGAAGCACUUGCCAACAUUGCUGCUUCUACAUCUUUGCACAUGAAGUUUCCCAAGGAUUUUGAGCUGCCGUCAAAAGAGGAGUUGAUCAAAAAGUUUAGUCCAUUUGGUACAGUAGAUUCCUCGAGGACAAAAAUCUCUUCUUGCACAGGUGCUGCCAAGGUGGUUUUUGUACACCCAACUGGUGCAAUGGCUGCUUGCCAAUAUGCUAAGAAAGAGAAGCUUUUGUUUGGUGAGGCUAAUAUCCGGUUUUGGCUCGACCCGCUGGAACACAUGAGAAGAGGAACGAAAUUUUCAGUCCCAUCGACAUCGUUGACAGGGAAACCAGUGAGUCCAAAAUCAUGUCCACCUGUUUGUUCUAAUUCAUCAUUCAAGUCACAAAGGGUAGAGAAAUUGAAAGCACUUGCCACCAUUGCUGCUUCUUCGUCUUUGUGUAUAAAGUUUCCUAAGGAUUUCAAGCUGCCAUCGAAGCAGGAGCUGGUAAAGAGAUUUAGACCAUUUGGCACUGUAGAUCCCAAGAGGACAAAAGCCUUUUCUCAUAAAGAUGCUGUUCGGGUGGUUUUCUUACGCCCCCUCGAUGCAUUUGCUGCUUAUAUAUAUGCUAAGAAAAAGAAGGUUUUAUUUGGUGGGGCAAAUAUCCGGUUCUGGCUUGAGCAACUUGAACACAGGAGAAGAGGAACCAAGUCUUCAGUUGAAUCAGUUCCCUCACCUGUAUUGACAGGGGAACCGGUGAAUCUGAAAUCAUGUCUCAAAAAAUCCCACCCUAUUGAGUCCAAAGACAAGCAAAAACCUUACAAGAUUCCAUUGUCAUCGGAGUAUGAGCAAUUAAGAAACUACCCAUCUUCCCCAAGGCGAAUCAUAGUGAUGAACAAGAUGGAUCUUGCAAACCGAUCUCAAAUGAAGGAGUGGAUAAGGUACUUCGAGCAACAAAACUGCAUAUCUUAUGGAGUGAAUUCACAUAAUAAGGAAAAUAUAAAGCAGUUCCUAAAUUUUUUACAAGCCCAAGUCAGAGAAUUGAAGAAGACAGAUCAUUCUAGUUAUACUACAACAAUAAUGCUUGUUGGGAUUCCAAAUGUCGGUAAGUCCGCCCUGGUCAACUCAUUGCAUCAAAUUGGGAGGAUUAGUGCUGCAGAGAAAGGAAAGUUGAAACAUGCAAUAGUGAGUCCUCACCCAGGUGAGACGAAAGAUAUCAGCAGCUUGAAGAUUGGUAGCCAUCCCAAUAUUUAUGUGUUGGACACCCCAGGUGUUUUGCCUCCUAAAAUUCUUGACACUGAGGUCUGCUCCAAGUUAGCUUUAACAGGAUCAAUUAGAGAUUGCUUAGUAGGGGAAAGGGAAAUCGCUCAGUAUUUUCUGGCUAUCCUCAACUUAAGUGAUGAAUACAAGAAAUGGGCAAAGUUGGCCAUGAAUGAGAAUGACAGAAUAUUCGUAGAUGACAAACCAGAGUGUUUAAGUAGCUCUGAGUUGGACAUGAAACAGAAAAGACAAUACCCCACAGAUCACACACAGGAUUUCAUAGUGCAUGAUAUUCGUCGAACUCUCUUUGAGACGAUUUCAUCUUUUGAUGGUAAUGUGGAAGACGAGAAGGACAUGUGCAGGCUUAUUGAGACACAAUUCACAGCAUUGCGUGAAGCUUUUAGGAUUCCUAUGGAACUUGGUGAGGAGGCUCAAGAUAAAGUUGCUGCUAAGUUACUAAAUCUCUAUCGUACUGGACGGCUGGGACACUAUACUAUAGAUCCUAAACCCUGCCACACUCAAUGACGCUUUUGUUUUCUAUUCUAUACAUUUUCUUGAAUACCAUUUUUUUAUUUUUUAUUUUUGUAAUUUAU